Messenger RNA from Sungouiella intermedia, 8235 nucleotides. The record is from the annotation of a GenBank genome assembly. Lineage: Eukaryota; Fungi; Ascomycota; Pichiomycetes; Serinales; Metschnikowiaceae.
AUGGAUCGGUCGAAAACCGACUCUGGUAUUGUGAUCAUCAGCACCAACUCUGCGGGAUCGUUCUUCACUACUACGUCUGAGUUCCCUAACUUGACUAGUUACACGACGACAUGGACGACUACUAAUUCCGAUGGAUCGGUCGAAACCGACUCUGGUAUUGUGAUCAUCAGCACCAACUCUGCGGGUUCGUUCUUCACUACUACGUCUGAGUUCCCUAACUUGACUAGUUACACGACGACGUGGACGACUACUAAUUCCGAUGGAUCGGUCGAAACCGACUCUGGUAUUGUGAUCAUCAGCACCAACUCUGCGGGUUCGUUCUUCACUACUACGUCUGAGUUCCCUAACUUGACUAGUUACACGACGACGUGGACGACUACUAAUUCCGAUGGAUCGGUCGAAACCGACUCUGGUAUUGUGAUCAUCAGCACCAACUCUGCGGGUUCGUUCUUCACUACUACCUCUGAGUUUCCAAAGUCAAUAGCGGGAACCGAAUACACCACGACAUGGACGACUACUAAUUCCGAUGGAUCGGUCGAAACCGACUCUGGAGUCGUCAUUGUGAGCACCAACUCUGCGGGUUCGUUCUUCACUACUACGUCUGAGUUCCCUAACUUGACUAGUUACACGACGACAUGGACGACUACUAAUUCCGAUGGAUCGGUCGAAACCGACUCUGGUAUUGUGAUCAUCAGCACCAACUCUGCGGGAUCGUUCUUCACUACUACGUCUGAGUUCCCUAACUUGACUAGUUACACCACGACAUGGACGACUACUAAUUCCGAUGGAUCGGUCGAAACCGACUCUGGAGUCGUCAUUGUGAGCACCAACUCUGCGGGAUCGUUCUUCACUACUACGUCUGAGUUCCCUAACUUGACUAGUUACACGACGACGUGGACGACUACUAAUUCCGAUGGAUCGGUCGAAACCGACUCUGGUAUUGUGAUCAUCAGCACCAACUCUGCGGGAUCGUUCUUCACUACUACGUCUGAGUUCCCUAACUUGACUAGUUACACCACGACAUGGACGACUACUAAUUCCGAUGGAUCGGUCGAAACCGACUCUGGUAUUGUGAUCAUCAGCACCAACUCUGCGGGAUCGUUCUUCACUACUACGUCUGAGUUCCCUAACUUGACUAGUUACACGACGACGUGGACGACUACUAAUUCCGAUGGAUCGGUCGAAACCGACUCUGGAGUCGUCAUUGUGAGCACCAACUCUGCGGGUUCGUUCUUCACUACUACGUCUGAGUUCCCUAACUUGACUAGUUACACGACGACAUGGACGACUACUAAUUCCGAUGGAUCGGUCGAAACCGACUCUGGAGUCGUCAUUGUGAGCACCAACUCUGCGGGUUCGUUCUUCACUACUACGUCUGAGUUCCCUAACUUGACUAGUUACACGACGACAUGGACGACUACUAAUUCCGAUGGAUCGGUCGAAACCGACUCUGGUAUUGUGAUCAUCAGCACCAACUCUGCGGGUUCGUUCUUCACUACUACGUCUGAGUUCCCUAACUUGACUAGUUACACCACGACAUGGACGACUACUAAUUCCGACGGUUCGUUCGAAACCGACUCUGGAGUCGUCAUUGUGAGCACCAACUCUGCGGGAUCGUUCUUCACUACUACGUCUGAGUUCCCUAACUUGACUAGUUACACGACGACAUGGACGACUACUAAUUCCGAUGGAUCGGUCGAAACCGACUCUGGUAUUGUGAUCAUCAGCACCAACUCUGCGGGUUCGUUCUUCACUACUACGUCUGAGUUCCCUAACUUGACUAGUUACACGACGACGUGGACGACUACUAAUUCCGAUGGAUCGGUCGAAACCGACUCUGGUAUUGUGAUCAUCAGCACCAACUCUGCGGGAUCGUUCUUCACUACUACGUCUGAGUUCCCUAACUUGACUAGUUACACGACGACGUGGACGACUACUAAUUCCGAUGGAUCGGUCGAAACCGACUCUGGUAUUGUGAUCAUCAGCACCAACUCUGCGGGUUCGUUCUUCACUACUACCUCUGAGUUUCCAAAGUCAAUAGCGGGAACCGAAUACACCACGACAUGGACGACUACUAAUUCCGAUGGAUCGGUCGAAACCGACUCUGGAGUCGUCAUUGUGAGCACCAACUCUGCGGGAUUGUUCUUCACUACUACGUCUGAGUUCCCUAACUUGACUAGUUACACGACGACGUGGACGACUACUAAUUCCGAUGGAUCGGUCGAAACCGACUCUGGUAUUGUGAUCAUCAGCACCAACUCUGCGGGAUCGUUCUUCACUACUACGUCUGAGUUCCCUAACUUGACUAGUUACACGACGACAUGGACGACUACUAAUUCCGACGGUUCGUUCGAAACCGACUCUGGUAUUGUGAUCAUCAGCACCAACUCUGCGGGAUCGUUCUUCACUACUACGUCUGAGUUCCCUAACUUGACUAGUUACACCACGACAUGGACGACUACUAAUUCCGAUGGAUCGGUCGAAACCGACUCUGGAGUCGUCAUUGUGAGCACCAACUCUGCGGGUUCGUUCUUCACUACUACGUCUGAGUUCCCUAACUUGACUAGUUACACGACGACAUGGACGACUACUAAUUCCGAUGGAUCGGUCGAAACCGACUCUGGUAUUGUGAUCAUCAGCACCAACUCUGCGGGAUCGUUCUUCACUACUACGUCUGAGUUCCCUAACUUGACUAGUUACACGACGACAUGGACGACUACUAAUUCCGAUGGAUCGGUCGAAACCGACUCUGGUAUUGUGAUCAUCAGCACCAACUCUGCGGGUUCGUUCUUCACUACUACGUCUGAGUUCCCUAACUUGACUAGUUACACGACGACGUGGACGACUACUAAUUCCGAUGGAUCGGUCGAAACCGACUCUGGUAUUGUGAUCAUCAGCACCAACUCUGCGGGAUCGUUCUUCACUACUACGUCUGAGUUCCCUAACUUGACUAGUUACACGACGACGUGGACGACUACUAAUUCCGAUGGAUCGGUCGAAACCGACUCUGGUAUUGUGAUCAUCAGCACCAACUCUGCGGGUUCGUUCUUCACUACUACCUCUGAGUUUCCAAAGUCAAUAGCGGGAACCGAAUACACCACGACAUGGACGACUACUAAUUCCGAUGGAUCGGUCGAAACCGACUCUGGAGUCGUCAUUGUGAGCACCAACUCUGCGGGAUUGUUCUUCACUACUACGUCUGAGUUCCCUAACUUGACUAGUUACACGACGACGUGGACGACUACUAAUUCCGAUGGAUCGGUCGAAACCGACUCUGGUAUUGUGAUCAUCAGCACCAACUCUGCGGGAUCGUUCUUCACUACUACGUCUGAGUUCCCUAACUUGACUAGUUACACGACGACAUGGACGACUACUAAUUCCGACGGUUCGUUCGAAACCGACUCUGGUAUUGUGAUCAUCAGCACCAACUCUGCGGGAUCGUUCUUCACUACUACGUCUGAGUUCCCUAACUUGACUAGUUACACCACGACAUGGACGACUACUAAUUCCGAUGGAUCGGUCGAAACCGACUCUGGAGUCGUCAUUGUGAGCACCAACUCUGCGGGUUCGUUCUUCACUACUACGUCUGAGUUCCCUAACUUGACUAGUUACACGACGACAUGGACGACUACUAAUUCCGAUGGAUCGGUCGAAACCGACUCUGGUAUUGUGAUCAUCAGCACCAACUCUGCGGGAUCGUUCUUCACUACUACGUCUGAGUUCCCUAACUUGACUAGUUACACGACGACAUGGACGACUACUAAUUCCGAUGGAUCGGUCGAAACCGACUCUGGUAUUGUGAUCAUCAGCACCAACUCUGCGGGUUCGUUCUUCACUACUACGUCUGAGUUCCCUAACUUGACUAGUUACACGACGACGUGGACGACUACUAAUUCCGAUGGAUCGGUCGAAACCGACUCUGGUAUUGUGAUCAUCAGCACCAACUCUGCGGGUUCGUUCUUCACUACUACGUCUGAGUUCCCUAACUUGACUAGUUACACGACGACGUGGACGACUACUAAUUCCGAUGGAUCGGUCGAAACCGACUCUGGUAUUGUGAUCAUCAGCACCAACUCUGCGGGUUCGUUCUUCACUACUACGUCUGAGUUCCCUAACUUGACUAGUUACACGACGACGUGGACGACUACUAAUUCCGAUGGAUCGGUCGAAACCGACUCUGGUAUUGUGAUCAUCAGCACCAACUCUGCGGGUUCGUUCUUCACUACUACCUCUGAGUUUCCAAAGUCAAUAGCGGGAACCGAAUACACCACGACAUGGACGACUACUAAUUCCGAUGGAUCGGUCGAAACCGACUCUGGAGUCGUCAUUGUGAGCACCAACUCUGCGGGAUUGUUCUUCACUACUACGUCUGAGUUCCCUAACUUGACUAGUUACACGACGACGUGGACGACUACUAAUUCCGAUGGAUCGGUCGAAACCGACUCUGGUAUUGUGAUCAUCAGCACCAACUCUGCGGGAUCGUUCUUCACUACUACGUCUGAGUUCCCUAACUUGACUAGUUACACGACGACAUGGACGACUACUAAUUCCGACGGUUCGUUCGAAACCGACUCUGGUAUUGUGAUCAUCAGCACCAACUCUGCGGGAUCGUUCUUCACUACUACGUCUGAGUUCCCUAACUUGACUAGUUACACCACGACAUGGACGACUACUAAUUCCGAUGGAUCGGUCGAAACCGACUCUGGAGUCGUCAUUGUGAGCACCAACUCUGCGGGUUCGUUCUUCACUACUACGUCUGAGUUCCCUAACUUGACUAGUUACACGACGACAUGGACGACUACUAAUUCCGAUGGAUCGGUCGAAACCGACUCUGGUAUUGUGAUCAUCAGCACCAACUCUGCGGGAUCGUUCUUCACUACUACGUCUGAGUUCCCUAACUUGACUAGUUACACGACGACAUGGACGACUACUAAUUCCGAUGGAUCGGUCGAAACCGACUCUGGUAUUGUGAUCAUCAGCACCAACUCUGCGGGUUCGUUCUUCACUACUACGUCUGAGUUCCCUAACUUGACUAGUUACACGACGACGUGGACGACUACUAAUUCCGAUGGAUCGGUCGAAACCGACUCUGGUAUUGUGAUCAUCAGCACCAACUCUGCGGGUUCGUUCUUCACUACUACCUCUGAGUUUCCAAAGUCAAUAGCGGGAACCGAAUACACCACGACAUGGACGACUACUAAUUCCGAUGGAUCGGUCGAAACCGACUCUGGAGUCGUCAUUGUGAGCACCAACUCUGCGGGAUUGUUCUUCACUACUACGUCUGAGUUCCCUAACUUGACUAGUUACACGACGACGUGGACGACUACUAAUUCCGAUGGAUCGGUCGAAACCGACUCUGGUAUUGUGAUCAUCAGCACCAACUCUGCGGGAUCGUUCUUCACUACUACGUCUGAGUUCCCUAACUUGACUAGUUACACGACGACAUGGACGACUACUAAUUCCGACGGUUCGUUCGAAACCGACUCUGGUAUUGUGAUCAUCAGCACCAACUCUGCGGGAUCGUUCUUCACUACUACGUCUGAGUUCCCUAACUUGACUAGUUACACCACGACAUGGACGACUACUAAUUCCGAUGGAUCGGUCGAAACCGACUCUGGAGUCGUCAUUGUGAGCACCAACUCUGCGGGUUCGUUCUUCACUACUACGUCUGAGUUCCCUAACUUGACUAGUUACACGACGACAUGGACGACUACUAAUUCCGAUGGAUCGGUCGAAACCGACUCUGGUAUUGUGAUCAUCAGCACCAACUCUGCGGGUUCGUUCUUCACUACUACGUCUGAGUUCCCUAACUUGACUAGUUACACGACGACGUGGACGACUACUAAUUCCGAUGGAUCGGUCGAAACCGACUCUGGUAUUGUGAUCAUCAGCACCAACUCUGCGGGUUCGUUCUUCACUACUACCUCUGAGUUUCCAAAGUCAAUAGCGGGAACCGAAUACACCACGACAUGGACGACUACUAAUUCCGAUGGAUCGGUCGAAACCGACUCUGGAGUCGUCAUUGUGAGCACCAACUCUGCGGGAUUGUUCUUCACUACUACGUCUGAGUUCCCUAACUUGACUAGUUACACGACGACGUGGACGACUACUAAUUCCGAUGGAUCGGUCGAAACCGACUCUGGUAUUGUGAUCAUCAGCACCAACUCUGCGGGAUCGUUCUUCACUACUACGUCUGAGUUCCCUAACUUGACUAGUUACACGACGACAUGGACGACUACUAAUUCCGAUGGAUCGGUCGAAACCGACUCUGGUAUUGUGAUCAUCAGCACCAACUCUGCGGGAUCGUUCUUCACUACUACGUCUGAGUUCCCUAACUUGACUAGUUACACGACGACAUGGACGACUACUAAUUCCGAUGGAUCGGUCGAAACCGACUCUGGAGUGGUCAUUGUGAGCACCAACUCUGCGGGUUCGUUCUUCACUACUACCUCUGAGUUUCCAAAGUCAAUAGCGGGAACCGAAUACACCACGACAUGGACGACUACUAAUUCCGAUGGAUCGGUCGAAACCGACUCUGGUAUUGUGAUCAUCAGCACCAACUCUGCGGGUUCGUUCUUCACUACUACGUCUGAGUUCCCUAACUUGACUAGUCACACGACGACAUGGACGACUACUAAUUCCGAUGGAUCGGUCGAAACCCACUCUGGAGUCGUCAUUGUGAGCACCAACUCUGCGGGUUCGUUCUUCACUACUACCUCUCAGUUUCCAAAGUCAAUAGCGGGAACCGAAUACACCACGACAUGGAUGACUACUGUUUCCGAUGGAUCGGUCGAAACCGACUCGGGAGUCGUCAUUGUGAGCACCAACUCUGCGGGAUCGUUCUUCACUACUACCUCUGAGUUUCCAAAGUCAAUAGCGGGAACCGAAUACACCACGACAUGGACGACUAUUAAUUCUGAUGGAUCGGUCGAAACCGUUUCUGCGGGUUCGUUAUUUACUACCACCUCUGAUUUCCCUAUCUUUUCCAGUGAGGGAAGUACUUGGAUUAGUUCAGACCCCACCGAGAGUACACAGAUUGGUUCGUCUUAUACUUCUCAUUCGGGCCUCUGGUUGAACUCAACCACGUCGCUGUCACUGGUAUCUGAUAGUGUUGUUAUUUGUCGAAGAGAUGAAGAGGGUUGUUUGUCCCUCACUUCAUCUAUUUUGACUUGGACCUCAGCUCUAUCUCUGGCUUUUGUUGGGACUGAAUCAGUGUCUGUCACCACUGAACCAUCUAGCUCUUUGUUUGACACUACUUCUAUGCUUGAUAAUGGUGGUACUAAGUAUAUAACUACUUGGGCCACUACUAAUUCCGGUGGAUCAGUUAAAACAGACUCUGAAGUUGUGAAUGUUAGCACUAACUCUGCGGGAUCUUUGUUUACCACUACCUUGUCGUUUCCAAAUUCUUUACCUGGCACAGUGUAUUCCUCCAUUUGGAUCACCUCAUCUGAUAGAUCUACCGAGACAGAUUCUGGGAUUGUGAAUGUUUCAUCUGAUACUAGGUUGAGUUCAACUUCUAGUGAAUCGAUAGGUUACGGUGAUAAAAAUGAUAGUUCCAAGGCGAUUACAUAUGAUGUUAGCUCCGAUUCUACUCCUGAUUCAUCCACGUGGACCACGACUCUUGUCGAGGGUAACACAACUACUGUGUGUGGUUAUGUGUACGUGACAGGCGAUGUUGAUGAAAAUCAAAUUACUUUGGCUUCUGUUGUACUCGAUAGGCACACAAUCACUGUGAAUGCGACUGACUCGAUCGGUCAACUAAUUACUAUUUGUGCUGUUGAGCAAUUGAAGACAGAUGACUCCGGACUGGAGUAUUUGGCGGCCGAAAUUUUGGAGUUUAAAACGACCACAGGUACGUAUACUACCACGAACGUACUUGGUCUGACCGUCACGGUGACGGCACCCAUUCUUGAGAAUUCCUCAGCUGCCACCUCAUCAACACACCUCGAACCUGGCAAUUCUGAAUCCACUGGGAAGAUGGCCAGUAGCUCUAAUGCCUCCGGGGAACUCAGCCCAAAGGAAACUCUGUCAGUCACCAAUUCUCUUUAUAAUGUGGCUGUUGUGACUGAUGCGGAAUCGUCAACUCUGUCAAUUUUGACCUUCAGGACACUAAGCCAAUCCCUAAGUCUUGUUAGUGUCAGUUCAUCGUUUACUUUGGAGGUUGUCGGUGCUGGCUCAACUCAGCAAAUCGGUGUGGGAACGAUCCUCGGACUCUUCGUUCUUGCAGUGAUCUAA